AUGGCCUGUGGUCUGGUCGCCAGCAACCUGAAUCUCAAAGCCGGGGAGUGCCUUCGAGUACGGGGCGAGGUGGCCCCGGACGCCAAGAGCUUCGUGCUGAACCUGGGCAAAGACAACAACAACCUGUGCCUGCACUUCAACCCUCGCUUCGAUGCUCACGGGGACGUCAACACCAUCGUGUGCAACAGCAAGGACGGCGGGGCCUGGGGUGCUGAGCAGCGGGAGUCGGCCUUCCCCUUCCAGCCUGGCAGUGUCGUGGAGGUGUGUGUCUCCUUCGACCAGACUGACCUGACCGUCACGCUGCCAGAUGGGCACACAUUCAAGUUCCCCAACCGCCUCAACCUGGAGGCCAUCAACUUCCUGGAGGCCAGUGGUGACUUCAAGAUCAAGUGUGUGGCCUUUGAGUGAAGCCAGCCAAUCCACGGUUCCCAAUAAAGGCUGCUGCCUUUCAUCUCCUUGAACC
Messenger RNA from Orycteropus afer afer, 463 nucleotides. It is a transcript of the gene LGALS1, whose product is annotated as galectin 1. The record is from RefSeq and is a predicted model, not a curated record. NCBI's taxonomy places the organism in Eukaryota, Metazoa, Chordata, Mammalia, Tubulidentata, Orycteropodidae. Gene Ontology annotation, molecular function: laminin binding; carbohydrate binding.